UAUUUUCUAAAAAACCGAUCCCUUCCCACCAAAAAAAAAAUAUCUGUGGAAGUCAAAAAUGGAAAUUUAGGGUUCACAUUUUCUAGCGUUUGUGAGAUUUCCUAAAAGAGGAGACUUUUGGAGGUUUUCUCAUGUUUCUGUUGUAAGAUUUCUAGGGUUUUUGAGGGAACUCGAAGUUCUAGCAUUUUUAGGGUUUUUGGAUUCAAGGCAUUGCAGGGUUUCCGAGGAAUUCAAGGUUUUCAAUUCCUCUUACAAUGCCGUCUUGGGCCGAUUCUGUCGAAGCAGCACCAGAAACCCUAGCUGCUCCUCGUCCAACCCGUCCUUCGUACGUGCCUCCGCACCUGCGGAAUAAGAAUCUAACGCCUACCGAUAAUUUCCCGGUUCGGCAUUCGAACGAGAACUCGAAUUCAGCUGCCGGGUUAAACCGGUCCGGCAGCCGAGAAUUCGGCCGCCCGGGCCCUGGCCGGUGGGACCGCGGGCGAGCCCCUCGUGAACCCAACCCUUUUGAUGUUGCGGAUAAGAUGGCCGAAUUGGCGGUUUCCGAGGAGGACAGCAGCGUCGGGAUCAAUUUCGACGCGUAUGAAGACAUACCGGUCGAGAUGAGCGGUUCAGAUGUGCCGCCGUCCGUCAGCUCUUUUGCUGAGAUAGAUUUGGGUGAUGCGCUUAACCAGAAUAUUACGCGGUGUAAGUAUGUGAAGCCGACUCCAGUCCAGCGCCAUGCGAUCCCGAUCGCGCUUGCUGGGAGGGACCUUAUGGCCUGCGCCCAGACAGGGUCGGGGAAGACAGCUGCAUUCUGCUUCCCUAUCAUCAGUGGGAUCAUGCAGAAUGGUCCGUCACCGCCGCAGCGCCCAGUGCGCGGCGCAAGGACUGCAUAUCCACAAGCGCUCAUCCUGUCACCAACUAGGGAGUUGUCGUGCCAGAUACAUGAGGAAGCUAAGAAGUUCUCAUAUCAGACUGGUGUCAAAGUUGUUGUUGCAUAUGGAGGAGCUCCAAUUAAUCAGCAGUUGCGCGAUUUGGAAAGGGGUGUUGACAUUUUAGUUGCCACUCCUGGGCGUUUAGUGGAUUUGGUUGAGAGAGCAAGGGUUUCCCUCCAAGCAGUAAAAUACUUGGCAUUGGACGAGGCUGAUCGGAUGUUGGAUAUGGGUUUUGAGCCUCAGAUUAGGAAGAUUGUUGAGCAGAUGGACAUGCCUCGACCAGGUUUAAGGCAGACGAUGCUUUUCAGCGCCACCUUUCCAAACGAGAUACAGAGACUAGCGUCUGAUUUUAUGUCAAAUUACAUUUUUCUCGCUGUUGGAAGAGUUGGUUCAAGCACUGAUCUUAUUUCCCAGAGAGUUGAAUUUGUCCCAGAAAUGGAUAAAAGAAGCCACUUGAUGGAUCUCCUUCAUGCCCAAAGAGCGAAUGGAACCCAUGGCAAGCAAGCUUUGACUCUAGUUUUUGUGGAAACAAAGAGAGGAGCUGAUUCUUUGGAGCACUGGUUAUCUACGAAUGGCUUUCCUGCAACAGCAAUACACGGCGACAGAACACAACCAGAGCGAGAACAAGCUUUGAGAUCUUUCAAGAGCGGGGUGACACCAAUCAUGGUCGCAACCGAUGUCGCUGCACGCGGUCUGGAUAUCCCGCAUGUUGCACACGUCAUCAAUUUUGACCUACCGAAAGACAUUGAUGACUAUGUCCAUAGGAUUGGAAGAACAGGGCGUGCUGGCAAGAGCGGUUUAGCGACUGCAUUCUUCAGCGAAGGAAACCAGCCCUUGGCCAAGCCACUUGCCGAGCUCAUGCAGGAAGCAAACCAAGAGGUUCCCUCCUGGCUCAGUCGUUAUGCUGAGAGAUCCUCGUCUUAUUAUGGCGGUGGAGGAAGAAACCGCCGCUCUGGUGGUGGAAGGUUUGGAGGGCAUGACUACAGGAGGGAUGCCCCCCCGAGGGGAGGGAGCUCAUACUACAACUCUUAUGGUGGAGGUGGUGGUGCCAGCUCGUACAACUCCUAUGGCAGUGGUACUGGCGGCUCUUAUAACUCUUAUGGCGGAAGCAACGGUGCUUACAACUCUAAUGGCAGCAGCAGUGACCCUUACCCCUCUUCUCAUGGCUAUGAUCUUGGACAUGGAUCCAUUGUUGCGAGCGGCUGGGACUAAACAAGUACCUUCUCUUAUCUCCCUCUUUCCAUUUCUCAAGACUUCUGUUUUUGUUUCUACUAGUGCUUUUAGGCUGUAUAUAGUAGAGAAUACAGUUUGCUACAACACUAACUUCAGCAUGAGAUAUUCAUACAUAUGCAGAGCUUUGCAUUGCUCUUUUGGGGGGGAAUGGUUUCUGUAGUAGUCUCACCAGUUACUUAUUUUGACCUCUGAUUUGAGCCUGUUGAUCUGGCUUUUCUGCUCACACUGUCAUUUCCGAUUGUUGUGCGGAUGGUGUCGGUUCAAGGAUGAUGCGCAUCCUUCUUGUUGGUAGUGCAGCAGUUUGCACAGGUAUCUGUCAUUCCUUUUGUGAUUUGCUGUCAUGUCUUUGGAUAUAUGUAAAGCACUGGGAAUAUAUUUCUAGUAACAGCAUUUUGUGUUGGUUUUUGAGCCAUUUGACCUGUGACAUUGAUUGCAAGGAUAGCCUCUGUACUGAAAGCUGGAAUGUUGGAAAUGUUAUUGCCAUUUUAAAGUGAUGGAUGAGAAAAAGGGUCUUAAUAGUUUUGUUUGA
Messenger RNA from Magnolia sinica, 2676 nucleotides. Its product is annotated as DEAD-box ATP-dependent RNA helicase 37-like. The transcript has 6 exons. Gene Ontology annotation, cellular component: nucleus. Lineage: Eukaryota; Viridiplantae; Streptophyta; Magnoliopsida; Magnoliales; Magnoliaceae. Bases 255 to 2126 code for a protein of 623 amino acids. The record is from RefSeq and is a predicted model, not a curated record. Gene Ontology annotation, molecular function: RNA binding; RNA helicase activity; ATP binding.